AUGUGCAACUCCUGUUGUGGCUCUGUCUGUUCUGACCAGGAGAACUGUUGCAGGACCACCUGCUGCAGGACUACCUGCUGCCGCCCUAGCUGUUGCAUCUCCAGCUGCUGCAGGCCCCUGUGCUGCCAGCCCACUUGCUGCCGCCCUUCCUGCUGCAUCUCUAGCUGCUGCCGCCCCAGCUGCUGCCAGACCACCUGCUGCAGGCCUCAGUGCUGCCAGACUGUGUGCUGCCAGCCCACCUGCUGCCGCCCCAGCUGCUGCCCCAGCUGCUGCCAGACCACCUGCUGCAGGACCACCUGCUGCCGCCCCAGCUGCUGUGUGUUCAGCUGCUGCAGGCCCCAGUGCUGCCAGUCCACCUGCUGCCGCCCCACCUGCUGCCACCCUUCCUGCUGCGUUCCCAGUUGCUGCCACCCCAGCUGCUGCCAGUCCACCUGCUGCCAGCCCACCUGCUGCAGUUCUAGCUGCUGCCGCCCCAGUUGCUGCACCUCCAGCUGCUGCAGGCCCCAGUGCUGCCAAUCUGUGUGCUGCCAGCCCACCGGCUGCCGCCCUUCCUGCUGCAUUUCUAGCUGCUGCCGCCCCAGUUGCUGCAUCUCCAGCUGCUGCAGGCCCCAGUGCUGCCAGUCCACCUGCUGCCAGCCCACCUGCUGCCGCCCCAGCUGUUGCAUCUCAAGCUGCUGUUGCCCCAGCUACUGCCAGACCUCCUGCUGCUGCCCAACCUGCUCUAGCAGUUCUUGUUGCUGA
This is a messenger RNA of Carlito syrichta (Philippine tarsier), 741 nucleotides long. RefSeq names its product keratin-associated protein 4-6-like. The record is from RefSeq and is a predicted model, not a curated record. The transcript has 2 exons. Lineage: Eukaryota; Metazoa; Chordata; Mammalia; Primates; Tarsiidae. Gene Ontology annotation, cellular component: keratin filament. Bases 1 to 741 code for a protein of 246 amino acids.